Messenger RNA from Peronospora matthiolae, 594 nucleotides. Lineage: Eukaryota; Oomycota; Peronosporomycetes; Peronosporales; Peronosporaceae. The record is from the annotation of a GenBank genome assembly.
AUGAAUCGCACUAUCAUGGAGAAGGCAAGGAGCAUGCUGUACUACAAGGGUAUCGACAUGCAGUGGUGGGCAGAGGCGGUCAGUACGGCUGUGUACUUGAUCAACAGAUCCACAAACUCUGCAAAUUCGGACGUAACACCGUUCGAGGUUGGUUUCAAGAUGAAGCCGAGUAUUGAGCAUUUGCGUGUGUUUGGAUCGCAAGGGUAUGCUCACAUUGACGACGCCAAGAGGACGAAGCUCGAAACAAAGAGUUACCGGUGUAUGUUCCUCGGAUAUGGGGAGAACACCAAGGGAUACAGGGUGUUCAAUCUGGAAAGGUCGAAGGUUAUCAUAUCGCGCUCCGUAAAGCUGGACGAGCGGGAAGUUGAAGGCAUAUACGACACGGUGGUGCCAGAUAAAGUACCAGUCGUCAAGUAUAUUAGGGACACUGAUGAAGCAGUGAUUCCGGUGGUUCGUCCGUAUGAUGGAGACGAGACGAUGAAAGAUGUCGAAGAAAGCGCUCCUGAUGUCGAGAUGGACGAGAUAGAAUCGGCUCCAUUCGAAACAGGUAUCAUCAUACCUCAAGUACUCAAGAACCAAGAGGCGAUGAGAUAA